AAACGAAACCCCCCAAAUCCCCCAAACCCCCACGAAGAAGUAGAAGAGAGAAAAAAGCUCUCAUCAAUCCCACACCCAUGGCCUCCACAACCGCCGCCGCCGAGGACCACAAGGGCAAGCGCCCCCUGCCGCCGGAGGAGGCGGACGAGGCAGCGGCUGCGCCGCCCCCCGCCGCCGCGGAGGAGGAGGGCGAGAAGCUGGUGCUGGUGUCGGACGACGGCGUGGAGGUGCUCGCGUCGGUGGCGGCGGCGCGGGUGUCGAAGACGCUCCGCGGCAUGAUCGAGGACGAGUGCGCCACGGGCGCCAUCCCCAUCGCCGGCGUCCACUCCGACGUGCUCGCCCUCCUCGUCGAGUACUGCGAGAGGCACGCGCCGCACUACGACCCGGAGGCCUCCGACCGCGACCGCUACCCGUUCCCGCCCUUCCCCGUCGAGCUCCCCCCCACCGCCUCCUCCAUCAAGCCCGUCACCUUCGUCGACCCCGACGCCGACCCGCACGGCCUCAAGGCGUUCGACAAGAAGUUCCUCGACGUCGACAACUCCACCCUCUUCGAGAUCAUCAUGGCUGCCAACUACCUGAACAUCGAGGAGCUGCUCGACGACGCGUGCACCGCGGUGGCGGACAAGAUGAGGGGGAAGAAGCCGGAGGAGAUCCGCGACAUCUUCGAGAUCGAGAACGACUACACGCCGGAGCAGGAGGCGGAGGUCAGGAGGGAGAACGCCUGGGCCUUCGAGGACUGAAGGGAGAGGAAGGCUUGGCUUGUUCUGACUAUUAGAAGAUAGGCCUCCACAGAUUGAGUUCUGAAUUACUGAAAAAACUUCCAUACUGGUAGAAUCAAAUUAGGCAUCGAAUACUGCAAAAUUUUGCUGUGAGUUGUGGUGGAUGUUCUUCUGAUCUGGUUCAGAUCAGCACAAAACAGUUAGAUAGAGUAAAUCGGUAUGCUUAUUUUAUAUCUUGCUCAGCUUCAGUAAUUAGUUUA
This is a messenger RNA of Oryza sativa Japonica Group (Japanese rice), 979 nucleotides long. Its product is annotated as SKP1-like protein 11. Gene Ontology annotation, biological process: SCF-dependent proteasomal ubiquitin-dependent protein catabolic process. NCBI's taxonomy places the organism in Eukaryota, Viridiplantae, Streptophyta, Magnoliopsida, Poales, Poaceae. Gene Ontology annotation, cellular component: nucleus; cytoplasm. Gene Ontology annotation, molecular function: cullin family protein binding. The record is from RefSeq and is a predicted model, not a curated record.